UGGGUAACAUGGGGAAGAGCCUCAAAGAGCUUAAGGCGAUGGCGAUGGUGAUGAUCGUGGUGUUGCAAUUGUCAUCGGAAAGCUGGAGAGUGGCCGAAGCGCAGGUAAGAGCUAUGUUUGUGUUCGGGGAUUCGUUGGUGGACAAUGGAAACAAUAACAUGCUCAUGAGCUUGGCUAAGUCGAACUACUAUCCUUAUGGGAUUGACUUAAGAGGUUCUUCCCACCACAGAUUUAGCAAUGGAAAAAACUUCGUUGAUUAUCUUGGAGACUUUAUGGGCAUAGCAUCUCCACCAGCAUUCGCAGAUCCAACCACAACCGGAUCUCGAAUAGUUGGAGGAGUAAAUUAUGCAUCAGCUGGUGGAGGCAUUCUCGAUGAAACAGGCCGACAUUAUGGGCAAAGACACAGCUUGAGUCAGCAAGUGAUUAACUUUCAAAGCACAAUGAGUCAAUUAAGGAGGAUGAUGAGCCCAAACAACUUCACUCAACAUAUGUCAAGAUCCAUUGGGAUAUUAGUCUUUGGAAGCAAUGAUUAUAUCAAUAACUACCUUUUGCCUUUGAUGUAUUCUUCAAGCUACUCUUACACCCCUCAAACCUACGCCAACCUUCUCCUCAAUCAUUACACGCGCCAAAUUCAGGCGUUGUAUAGCUUGGGUUUGAGGAAAUUUUAUAUAGCGGGGAUUGGACCACUUGGAUGCACGCCUAGUCAAUUGAUCACGGUUGGUUCGGGUAGGUGUGUGGAUAAUGUGAACCGAAUCUUAGGGACAUAUAAUGAAGGGCUUAAACAUCUUGUGACAAUGCUCAACAAUGGAUCGCAUAGGGGCGCGAUGUUUGUGUAUGGUAACACAUAUAGAACAACUGGAGAUGUACUUAACAGUCCAGCUACUUAUGGGUUUAAUGUGGUGAACAGAAGUUGUUGUGGAAUAGGAAUGACCCGAGGAGUGACCAAUUGCCUUCCUUUCGUUCCUCCUUGCUUCAAUCGGAACCAAUAUGUCUUUUGGGAUGGCUUUAACCCGACACAAGCUAUGAACGCGAUUCUUGCUCGUCGAGCAUAUUCAGGAACAACGAGUGACUCCUAUCCAAUCAACAUACAACAAAUGGUCUCGUUUUUUAAUGUAGUUUAA
Messenger RNA from Impatiens glandulifera, 1121 nucleotides. RefSeq names its product GDSL esterase/lipase At1g71250-like. Gene Ontology annotation, molecular function: hydrolase activity, acting on ester bonds. The transcript is spliced from 5 exons. The record is from RefSeq and is a predicted model, not a curated record. NCBI's taxonomy places the organism in Eukaryota, Viridiplantae, Streptophyta, Magnoliopsida, Ericales, Balsaminaceae. The coding region runs from base 9 to 1121 and encodes 370 amino acids.